Messenger RNA from Pogoniulus pusillus (Red-fronted tinkerbird), 2616 nucleotides. RefSeq names its product PAK1 interacting protein 1 (gene PAK1IP1). Gene Ontology annotation, molecular function: protein binding. NCBI's taxonomy places the organism in Eukaryota, Metazoa, Chordata, Aves, Piciformes, Lybiidae. Bases 819 to 1910 code for a protein of 363 amino acids. The record is from RefSeq and is a predicted model, not a curated record. The transcript has 10 exons.
UGUUAAGAAGAGCCCAGCCAGCCACCGAACCCAGGCCCGACCCGCACUGUGACGCAUUUUCCUCCGCCACUCGGCACGGCAGGAAGAGCCUCGGCGCCCGGCACCAACUACGCCCCACCCGGCCGCAGCCCUCCGCGGCGGCCACACCGCGGCCGAGGCCGCCCUUCCCUUUUAUCGUGCUACGCGAUAAGGAAAGAAAAAAUAAAACACACGUUUGAAAGAAUAAAUAUUUUUUAGGCGCCCGCAGAACGCUGUGUAAGGCCGCGGUGCUCCUCUGGCCGCGCCCGGCACACCAGGAGGGCCUAGGCCCAUCGGCCGCCGGGCCUCCCCGCCCCGCAGGCCCAUCGUCAGGCGGCGGCUCCGAGGCCCCCCAGAAAGAGAAGCCGGGCCCCAGUCCCGGUGCGGAGUAGAUAAGUUUGCGCUCCCUCCCACCACCGACAACCCCCACACCUCGGCCUCGCUCACCGCAGUCUCCCGUUCCCCCCCUCCCCACCCCGCUCCCGACACUAACGUCUCUCCGCUCGGCGUCGCCAUAAGCAGCAACGCGAGCCCUGCUUCCGCCCUGAGAGGACCUCCCGGGCAGGCUGCCCCGCGUCGCGCCUGACCCGCGGACCCCGCGCCCCCGCCACCCCCACAGCGUGUCCCUCUCCCUGGCGGUCGGCGGAGGCCGCAAGCUGUCUUCAGAGAGAACACUCUCGGCCAUCAGCCGCGGUCUCAGCUCAGCUCGGGGUGCACCGGCGCAGCCACAGGCAGUGCACGGGACGGGCGGCGGAGGAGGGCGGCAGGGCCCCAAGCUGGCGCCCAGCGUGACGAGAAGGAUGGAGCUAGUGGCGGGCUGCUACGAGCAGGUUCUUUUCGGGUUCGCGACGCGGCCCGCCGAGCCCUGGUCGGUUGUGCCUGAUUUUACACAUCAUGCCCACUCUGCCUCAUUGUCAGCAGUAGCAGUGAAUAACAGAUACGUGGUCACUGGGAGCAGAGAUGAGACAAUCCAAAUCUAUGACAUGAAAAAGAAGAUAGAACAUGGGGCAUUGCUGCAGCACAAUGGCACAAUAACUUGUUUGGAAUUCUAUGGUACUGCACAUCUAUUGAGUGGGGCUGAAGAUGGACUGAUUUGUAUCUGGAAUACAAAGAGAUGGGAAUGCCUAAAAUCCAUGAAGGCACAUAAAGGGCACGUGACAUCUCUUUCUAUUCAUCCUUCUGGGAAAUUAGCUUUGUCAGUAGGAACAGAUAAAACACUAAGAACUUGGAAUCUUGUAGAAGGACGAUCAGCCUUUAUCAAAAACCUGAAGCAAAAUGCCCACAUAAUUAAAUGGUCCCCUGAUGGAGAGAGGUAUGUGACUGUGAUAACAAAUAAAGUGGAUAUCUACAAACUUGACACAGCUUCAGUCAUCGGCACUAUCACCACAGAGAAGAGGAUUUCUUCACUUAGAUUCAUUACAGAUUCUAUUAUUGCCAUAGCUGGAGAUGAUGAAAUUGUAAGGUUCUACAGCUGUGACUCUCAAAAAUGCCUAUGUGAAUUUAAAGCUCAUGAGAACAGAAUAAAAGAUAUCUUUAGUUUUGAAAGAGAAGGAAAACAUGUUAUUGUUACUGCCUCCAGUGAUGGUUACAUUAAAAUGUGGAAUCUGGAUCUCAAUAAGAUUGAAGAUGAGCCAUCUUUACUGUGUGAAGUCAACACCAAAGCUAGGCUGACAUGUCUUGCAGUAUGGCUUGACCAGGCUUCAGAAGUGAAAGAAAAUUCUGAUAGAGAUGUAACAUCAUCUCAAGCAAAUGAAGAUGAAAUAUCACUAAUAGUUGGGAAAAACAAAGUUUCUUGGCCUGACAAAAGCAAUAAAGCAGGAAAAAGAAAAAUAACUCCAGAGAAACAAAAAUUGGAAGUUCCACUGCAAAAGAAGAAGAAAAAACAGAAUUAGUUCAUGCAGAAGGCAGAUUCUUUCCCUCCUGAAUAAACAAGUAAAUGCUGCUGAUGUUGUAGUUUUUAUAAGGAUGUGAGCUUCUGACAAGACAUGCUCCUGAACUGAUGCCUUUUUUAAAAGUAAUGGAUGUUUUCACUCUCGUAAUCUGAAUGAACACUCUGGGAAAAUUGCCAAUUUCAUACAGUUUUUAACUUGCUCUGAAAAAGCCAGGUAGAGUGAUAAAAAUAGCUGCAAGUGUCUCAGUUACAUUUUUGUCUGGCUUAAAUGCAUUUUAAAAAGGCAUGCACUUUAGCAUUUUAUGGUUGGAAGAGUUACCGUUCAUUUGACUCAAAAAUAUGAUCUGCCCUUCUCAUGCAUUACUUUUCCUGCUGUAAGAAGGAACAUGUUAAAGUUACUUUAAAUAUGGUAACCAUAUUCCAUUUAUACAUGCACACCAAAUCACACUUUCUAGUUCUUGACAUAGACUCACACAUAGAAUUUAUAAGAAGAAUGUUUGGGUUUUUUUUACUGUGCCCAUAUUUAAGGCAUUCAGUUUUCUUGAAAGUCUUUGCACCUGUGGUUCACAUCCAGAAUAUGAUACAUAUUUUUAAGUGGAAGAUUUGUAUGUCUUCCUCCUUCCCACAGUAUUUUUUUCAAGUCCUUAAUCUAAGCUGUAUUGAUAAAAAAUAAAGUAACAUUUGAAAUGUUUGUAAUGCUGAUAAAA